AUGGCUGGUGCUUUGACAAUGGCUGAAUUGGGUACCGCAUUCCCCGGAGAAGGCGGAAUCCAACCUUAUCUCACCUACAUCUAUGGCGACGUCUUUGGAUACAUGGCUGCUUGGUCUUGGGUAGUGGCAACCAUGCCUGCUACCCUUGCUAUCCUCAGCAUAGUAUUUGUGGAGUCCAUUUACUCCAGUUUGGGCGUGAACGAACCAGAUCCGCCCCUCACCCACAAGUUAUUGUCUCUACUUGUCUUAGUAUUUGUAACGACAAUGAACUCCAUUAGCACCAAGACAAGUACUCGACUGUCUAGUUUCUUCGUCGCCAUAAAGCUGCUUACCAUUUUUCUCCUUAUCGUGUCUGGUUUAGUGGUCGUCUUUGUCUUUGUCGGAAAGAGCAAGGACCUUGGAGGUCGCGAUUGGCAUCAAAACAAUUGGUUUUCUCCAAGAGACACGAUACUGCCCGAUGGGUCGAGAUUCGAUUGGACGAAAGUGACUACGUGGGAGUCACUCGGCUUCUACAGCACAGCGUUGUACGGAGCUUUGUGGGCGUACUCUGGCUGGGACAAGGCGAAUUACGUCGCGGCAGAACUGCGUCAACCCAGUCGCCAACUACCACUUUCCAUCAAUACCGCUAUACCCACAAUCAUAGUAUGCUAUGUCGCCGCCAACGCUGUCUACUACGUUCUUCUCCCUUGGAAGGUUGUGUCGACAACAGAUGCUGCUGCUGUAACGGCUGUUACCCACUUCCUCGGCAAGGGAGUAGCUUACUUCGCUACCGCGCUCAUAUGUCUCGUCAUUGCAGGCUCCGCCCUAGGAAACUCCUUCGUGGCUGGUAGGAUGACCGUCGCAGCAUCUAACAACAAUUGGUUCCCGCAAAUUCUGGGCACAGUCGGUCGCGUCGGUACUCUGAAGGUGACUAAACGCGCUGAUUCGAGCGAGGCAGCUGACACGGCUAUGGAUGAUGGAGAGUCACCAAUCAAUGCUCUCAUACUCAACACCGUUCUCUCAGCGGUAUACAUUCUGCUCGGAAACAUGCGCAUCUUGCUUACUCUCAAUGGCCUUGCUGAGUAUGCUUUCUUCUUCCUCACGGUUCUUGGUGCCAUCAUUUUGCGAUUCCGUGAGCCCGAUCUACCGCGACCCGUGAAGCCGUUCAUCCUCAUCCCUAUACUGUUCGCCAUAAUCAGUGGUUUCGUCGUAGUCAGAGGCGCUGUAUUUGCACCGAUUCAGGCAGCGAUCCUUCCGGCUAUGGGUGCUAAAGAAGAGGGCUGGAAGAUGAGGUGGAGGCGAUAUAACAUGUACAUAUUCUUGCCACGCAUGCUCGUUAUAGCACCACAUGAGGAGCAGGUUCCAUCGCGUCUCACGCGAAGCGCGUGUGGCUUGAUUGCACUAGUGGAGGUUGAUAGCUUGCGCCGUCAUUCAUCCGAACCCCGCCCGUUCCGAGGUAACUCAUUAGCGCCAGCCACAUCUGUGUACCAGCUGCACAUCGCAACAUCUGCCCAAUAUGAUGAUGGCCUCUAUCAAGCAUCAGCGUAUUUCUACAUCAUUUCAGACAUCGUAGUCGCUGCCAUGGUCGUGCGUCCCUACUUUACACCUGACAAGCAGGUGCUGCCAUUCGAAAGGGUGAUCGCACUCGAACGCAUUGACAACUGGACAUUCCGCUCCAUCGUCAAAGCCUACUCCCCGACUGGUGGUGAAAAUGGGACGUACGGCGGCCACGUGUUUGCGCAAGCCGCAUGGGCUGCUGCACAGACUGUCGCAGAAGGAUUUCUCAUACAUAACAUUACCGGGUGGUUUGUACUAGGGGGCAAGCCUGAUGAACACUACACCUAUCGUGUGCGAAAGAUUCGAGACGGUUACAAUUAUUGCACACGAAAUGUGACCGUAAGCCAGGUUGCAGCCGACGGAGAUAUGUUUACCUGUACCUGCUCUUUCAAACGGGAAGAAAGCUCACCAUUCGACAUGCAAGAGUCUGUUGACCUGAAAGAGGUGUAUCGCGACGCACUAGAAGGCAAAGAAGACGAGCCAAUGGAGCAUGCGGCUGCUCCAAGCAAUGAUUCCGAGCAUUUCCGGGAAACUUACCUUCCAGCUCAUCCCGACCACUUUAACCCCAUCGCCGGCUUGCACAUCCGCAAGGCUGACAUGUCGAAGUACAAUCAGAGUCGGCAUCCACUCGAUCGCAAGCAACUGACCUUCUACACGCUACGCGGUGCACUUCCAUUACCAACCGCACCAUAUCCACCUCCCUCGGGAUCCGAGCAGAAGCUCACAUUGACACGAGAGGCUAACAUGCACGCCUGUGCACACUUGUACGCAUCGGAUCGUAACUCGCUAUUCAUUGUGCCAAACCAUCUCGACCGGCCUCGGGGUUACAAACGCAUGGCGUCACUAUCUCACAGCGUCAUCUUCCAUGUCGGUAUCAAGGACCUCAUCAUGCCUAAUGAACCGCGAAUUGAUCAUCCGAACGCCGACAGGACAUUGUGGGAAGAUGGUCCGCUACCACUCUGUAAUCUGGAGGGGCAUAAGGGCGGCGAUAAGGACGGACGAAAAUGGUUUGUGCAAGAAGCGUGGCUUACUCGAGCUACGGGAGGCAGAGCACUACAUAAUAGCCGUAUGUGGGACUAUAAGAGUGGCGUACAUAUUGCAACGACCUCCCAGGAUGGAUUAAUUAGGUUCAAAGAGGAUGCAAAAAUCUGA
Molecule: messenger RNA, 2688 nt
Organism: Alternaria novae-zelandiae
Lineage: Eukaryota; Fungi; Ascomycota; Dothideomycetes; Pleosporales; Pleosporaceae
Exons: 7
Coding region: 1-2688 (895 amino acids)
Biological process (GO): amino acid transmembrane transport
Cellular component (GO): membrane
Molecular function (GO): L-amino acid transmembrane transporter activity
Source: RefSeq, a predicted model, not a curated record